AACUUUUCCCCACCACCACACGCUGCCCACACCAGACCAGACACCGGAUUCUACAGAGUCUUCUUUCUUAUCCCGCGCCGCCCCGCGCCCCCGCUCCUCUAGCGGCAACUCUAAUUUCCAAAUCCUGGACAAAAACCCCGGCCGCAAAUUUUUUGAAACCCCCAGAUCCCCACGCGACACCACCAGAAUCAUCGAUUUCGAGACCCCUAGCGGACAUCCGCCGCCCUUGCCCCUGCGCGCCGGGCGGUGCACUGCAGUUCCGUCGGCCGGAGAGGCGGGGAGGGCCAUGUGGCGGCGCGGCGUUGGGAGGAAUAGAGUGGUAAAUGCCUGAGCCCGAGGACCUCUGCCUGAACGGCGGCGGCCUCCACCGCGACGGGCUCAAGGCCUGGCCCGACCUGUGGGUGCUCCCUGGGAAGCCGCCGCACGCGCGCCCCGCGGCGAUGGCGCCGCCGGACCGCGUCCCCGACCAAACCCUAGCGUUCUCGGACGAGCUCCUCCUCCGCGUCCUCGCCUGCCUACCGGAGCCCCACCUCACGGGCUCCGCGUCGCUCGUCUGCAAGAGGUGGAUGCGCCUCUCCGGCCGCCUGCGCCGCCGCCUCGUGGUGCGGGACUGGGCUUUUGUGACUCUCCGCCUGCCGUACCGCUUCCCCGACCUGGCGGUCCUAGACUUGUUCCCGGCCUCCGUUGCCGCCCCGGCCGCGCCGUCUCGGGUCUCCCCUGUCCUCACCUGCGGCGAGGCGUCACUAACCCUAGACCCCAGCGCUGACCCGCCGCUCGGUGCUUGCCGUUUCCUCGCUGACGAUGUGCUCGAUAGGGGACUCGCGGUCAUAGCAGCUAGGUUCCCCAACCUCCGCCGCUUAUCGGCCACCGCCGCCUCCGAUUCCGCUGGCCUCAUGGAUGUAGCCAGCGGUUGUGCGACGCUGCAAGAGCUCGAGCUCCACCGAUGUACUGACCUGGCUCUCCGCCCAGUCUCUGCCUUCGCACACCUCCAGAUCCUCCGCAUCGUUGCAGCUUCCUCCCCUCUGUACGGGACCAGUGAAGACGGUGGGGUCACUGAUAUUGGCCUCACCAUCCUUGCCCAUGGCUGCAAAAGGUUGGUGAAGCUGGAGCUUGUGGGUUGCGAGGGCAGCUACGAUGGCAUCGCAGCUGUCGGGCGGUGCUGUGCGAUGCUCGAGGAGCUCACCAUCGCUGAUCACAGGAUGGACGGUGGGUGGCUUGCUGCUCUAGCUUUCUGUGGCAACCUCAAGACCCUGUGGCUUCAGGGGUGUAGCAGGAUCGAUGAUGAUCCUGGCCCAGCUGAACAUCUUGGUGCCUGCCUCACUCUCGAGAGCCUGCAACUGCAUCGGUGCCAGCUACGAGACCGACGUGCCCUCCAUGCUCUCUUUUUGGUGUGUGAGGGUGCCCGCGAAUUGCUGGUCAAGAAUUGUUGGGGCCUUGAAGACGACAUGUUUACCUUGGCUGGCCUAUGCAGGAGAGUAAAACUCCUCUCUUUAGAAGGCUGCUCCUUAUUAACAACUCGAGGUCUUGAAUCAGUUAUCACCUCAUGUAAUGACUUGCAGAGUCUACAAGUUGUCACUUGCAAUAAAAUAAAGGAUGAGGAAAUUACCCCUGCACUCUCAGAGCUUUUCUCCAAUCUCAAAGAGCUGAAGUGGAGGCCUGACAACAAAUCUCUGCUUGCUGCGAACCUCGUGGGCACUGGAAUGGGAAAGAAGGGCAGGGUAUUUUCCAAAAGGAUUUUACUGGGCCAUCAACGAGUCAAAGAGAAGAUGCUCAACUAUCCAACUGUUGUUCUCCUUAGUUGAUACUAUUCCAGAUAGAAUUUCAUCCUACAAAAUUCUUAUACUUAGGAGCCGGUGCAUUUUUUUUGGGCUUGGACCAAAGUCACAGCUACAAUUUCUUUCAUACUGAAUCUAGGACACUGAAGCAGAACUGAGAUGCCAACCUUCCAGCUUCAUGUUCGUGGCAGAGUUGUAACAAGCUGACACUUCUCAAGCAGGAUCCAACCAGUUUUUAUGUAUGCCAUGAAACUUCUUUAAAAGUUAUCAGUUCCUGAUGUUGUAUCAGACAGACCCAACAGAGGAAGUUCAUGUUUACAGCAGAUGACUUGACCGUCUAGUCGUUUUUUGUUGCCGGCACACUUUGAAAUACAGAAAUUCAUCGGUGGCAACUAUCGAAUUGCAUUGUGCUCUUUUUA
Molecule: messenger RNA, 2194 nt
Organism: Brachypodium distachyon (stiff brome)
Lineage: Eukaryota; Viridiplantae; Streptophyta; Magnoliopsida; Poales; Poaceae
Product: F-box protein At5g51370-like
Exons: 3
Coding region: 324-1802 (492 amino acids)
Biological process (GO): SCF-dependent proteasomal ubiquitin-dependent protein catabolic process
Cellular component (GO): SCF ubiquitin ligase complex
Molecular function (GO): protein binding
Source: RefSeq, a predicted model, not a curated record